AUGUCAAAUAAAAUAGAAGUGUAUCAACAACUACGACCAAAUGACAACUACACUUACAAAUUAAUCCAAAUCCCACCACAAACAAUAACUCACCUUCAAAAUUCAAAUAAUUUACAAUUAAAAACAACGAAAGAAAAUAGUAAUGUAUUAUUAACAACAACCAAUAAAACUUUUAGGAUGAGACAAAAUAAUCAUUCAAAUACUAUUUUAUUAAUGAAUCAUGAAUUUUUCGGUGGUGGUGGUUCUAGACUUGUGGGGUAUGAUAAAUGUUUUUAUCAAUAUGAAAUUAAUGAAAUACCUGGAUUAAUUAAUGAUGAAUUAAAUAUACCAAUACUAGAAAAUGAAAAAGAUAUUGAGAAGAUAAGUGGAAGAAGAGUUACUAAAAAUGAAUUAUUUGAAAAAAGUCCUUGUUCACUCGAGGAAUUUGAAUUGAAAUGGAUUGAAUUAAAUUUUAUUGAAUUUAAUUCCAAAGUAUUUAAAAUAUCUUUUAGUUUAAUAACUGAAAUAUUAUUUGAUUUAAUUACUUACCUAAUAAGUACUAAAUCUACAGAUUAUGAGUUCGUAAAAGAUGAAAUAGUAAUCGAUCAUUUAUCAAUACUAGUAGAAUCAAUUAUUUUGAAAUUUACUACUGAGAAAAAUGGGAAAUAUAAAUUAAAUAAUGAAAAAAUUAUAUCAUGGUUUGGAAUUAUUGAAUUAACAAAACUGAAACAAUUGAAAUUGAAUGAUUUUUAUUUGAAUUGGAAAAAUUCCCUUCCGUCAUUUUAUAAUUUCCCACUAGAUUUAUUACAAAUAAAAGGAAAUUACGUAACUUACAUUCAUCAAAAUAAUCAAUAUAUAAAAUAUAUUAACCCCGCAAAUUUAUCCAAAGAUGUUAAUUUAAGAUUUAAACAAUUAUUGUCAAUUCAAUCUAUUUGGAAAUAUGAAGAACUUUGUGAAUUUUUUGAUGAUUUUAUUAAAGUUGGGAAAAAAAUUGAUUCAACUAUAUUAAAAUUUGGUAAGAAGAAGAAAAUAAGUGGUGGGAAAUUUAUAGUUACUGGAAGAUAA
This is a messenger RNA of Lodderomyces jiufengensis, 1044 nucleotides long. RefSeq names its product Dcc1p (gene DCC1). The transcript has a single exon. The record is from RefSeq and is a predicted model, not a curated record. Gene Ontology annotation, cellular component: chromosome, centromeric region; Ctf18 RFC-like complex; chromatin. Lineage: Eukaryota; Fungi; Ascomycota; Pichiomycetes; Serinales; Debaryomycetaceae. The coding region runs from base 1 to 1044 and encodes 347 amino acids. Gene Ontology annotation, biological process: maintenance of mitotic sister chromatid cohesion; mitotic sister chromatid cohesion.